UCGCGGCGCGCAAGCGCCUCGCCCCCUUCAUUGUUCUAGGCCCGGAGACCGCAGAAGCUGGGGAGCGCGCACGGUUCAGCUGUUCUGCAGCCAAGAACACGCUGUCUCCACCGUCAAGUUCCAAGAUACCCCGCCUGGUAGAGGGAGUGGCGUCAGCAAUGCUUCCGCCGCGGGGUGACGUGACUGCCUUAUUCCUCGGGCCUCCGGGCUCAGGAAAAUCCUCGCUAAUUGCAGCGCUUUGCGACAAGAAUGUGGAGACGGUAGAGAUCCCCGAAGGACGGCCGGACUCUGGGAUCCCUAGUUUGAGAGCUGCGGGCCCAGGUCUUUUCCUGGGUGAACUGAGCUGCCCACCCGCGGUGCCGGGGCCCUGGGCGGCGGAGGCCAAUGUGCUGGUAUUGGUGCUACCCGGGCCCGAGGGGAACGGGGAGCUCUUGGACCCAGCAUUGGCAGAGGCAGCGCGGGCCGCCCUAGCCCGAGGGACCCCGCUGCUUGCUGUGCGGAACCUCCGCCAUGGGGAUUCGCAGAAUGAUGCCCGGGCUCAGACAGCAGCCUUGCUGAACAGCGCCGGGUUAGGAGCGGCCACUCUCUUUGUGCUGCCAGCAGAGUGCUGCAGCAGCGAUUGCUGGGAGGAGCUAGAACGCCUGCGGGUGGCACUGCGGAGCCAGGCGGAGGCGCUGCAGAGGCUCCUGCCACCGGCCCAGGAUGGUUUUGAGGUGCUGGGCGCAGCUGAGCUGGAGGCUGUGCGGGAGGCCUUUGAGACCGGUGGCCUUGAGGCAGCUUUGUCUUGGGUGCGCUCAGGCCUGGAGCGCCUGGGCAGCGCAAGACUGGACCUGGCAGUGACUGGCACAACUGACAUAGGCCUUGUGCUGAACAUGCUACUUGGGUUGGAUCCCAACGACCCUGGUGCAGUUCCUGCUUCUGUACCCACAGUGCCCACCCCCUUCCCAGCACCAGAGCGCCCAAAUGUAGUGCUCUGGACUGUACCUCUGGGUCCCAUGGGCACUUCCCCUGCUGCUGCCCCUCACCCCACCCACUAUGAUGCCCUCAUCCUCGUCACUCUCGGGGCCCCCACUGAGAAGGACUGGGCCCAGGUCCGCUCCUUGGUGGUACCAGAUGGGCCCCUCGUCUGCGUGCGAACAGAUGGUGAGGGCGAGGAUCCAGAGUCUCUGGAAGAGGAAAAAAUAAAGCCCAGGGAUGCAGACUUACAGAAGAAAGGCGAAGGGGGACUGGAGAAUGCACCCAACGACCCAAAGGAAAAACCUGGCACUGGAUCUCAGAAAGCAGGUGGGGAAGAUUCAGAGAAGGCUAGCAGCAAAGGUGUCGGCGCCAAGAAACCAGGCAGUGGGGACUCAGGGGGCACCGGUGCUUUGAGUCCGGAGGACGAGACGUGGGAGGUGCUGGAGGAGGCUCCCCCACCAGUGUUUCCCCUGCGGCCUGGUGGACUCCCCGCGCUAUGCGAAUGGCUGGAGCGCGGGCUUCCACCAGCCCAGGCUGGGGCGCUGCUGCUGGCGCUGCCCCCCACAUCUCCAGGCGCUGCCUGCAGAAAGGCUGCAGCGCUGCGUGCUGGGGCAUGGAGGCCGGCUCUGUUGGCUAGUUUGGCGGCAGCAGCAGCCCCUGUACCAGGGCUAGGCUGGGCGUGCGACGUGGCACUUCUCCGGGGACAGCUGGCCGAGUGGCGGCGGGCUCUGGGGCUUGAACCUGGGGCCCUGGCACGACGUGAGCGUGCCCUGGGCCUGGCUCCUGGGGAGCUGGCCGCCCGUACUCACUUCCCAGGCCCAGUGACGCGUGCAGAGGUGGAAGCAAGACUGGGUGCCUGGGCCGGUGAGGGCACUGCUGGGGGCGCAGCGCUGGGUGCACUGUCCUUCCUGUGGCCUGCGGGUGGCGCAGCUGCGACUGGUGGUCUGGGCUACCGCGCGGCCCAUGGUGUCCUGCUGCAGGCACUAGAAGAGAUGCAGGCAGAUGCGGAGGCCGUGCUGGCGCCCCCUGAGCACACCCAGUGA
Molecule: messenger RNA, 2000 nt
Organism: Marmota flaviventris (yellow-bellied marmot)
Lineage: Eukaryota; Metazoa; Chordata; Mammalia; Rodentia; Sciuridae
Gene: Irgq
Product: immunity related GTPase Q
Molecular function (GO): GTP binding
Source: RefSeq, a predicted model, not a curated record